AAUUUCAGUUUCAAAAGUCAAAAAUUUUCUAGACAGAACUAACAUUUUGAGAUGUUUUUCUGUCCAGUAGAACUGGACCUGAUAGUCUAAUGUCUUCACUGUGAAACGACCUAAAUGAGUUUAUCACCUGGCCUGAGGGUAAAAAUUCUUCUCUGUGUAGAAAGGGCUGCAGAUGUUUGACCCAGAUUAAAGUUCCUCUGAAUUUCCUUCUGUGUGAAUAGAGAAAUGUUGCGUCUGUCAGAAAACCCCGACUCUAAAUACCACACGUCCGUGAUGAAAGUUGGAGCGGAAAGACUGAGACUUUUCCCAUCCAUCAUGCGCGUCAGGCUGCUGGUUGGCUCAGCCCCAACAUCCGGGACAUCCCGCUGUCUCAGUCCCGAUAUUAGCGCUCCCUUUGCGGAUUACUGGACAGCAGAGCGGCUCGGACUCCGCAGAGCUUCAUCCUCCGGGAGGAAAAGAGGAAAUGCGCUCCCAGAUCCCCGGCAGCUUCUGGCCCAUUUUGGUUAUGGAGACUCCGAACUUUACGCACGGAUCCGCGCCCGUCAACGAGUCGCUGCGCCAGCAGCGGUCAGGCAACUCGACUGAAAUCGCGCUGCCGAUCUUCAUGUUCGCCGGCGGAGCCAUCGGGAAUCUGAUCGCCAUCCUGGUGCUCUCCGUGUCCCGCCAGGAGAAGAAGUCGUCCGCUUUCUUCUCGCUGGUGCGCGGCCUGGCGGUGACGGACCUGCUGGGCACCUGCAUGGCCAGCCCGUUCACCAUCGCCAACUACCUGGGCCACCAGGUGCUGCUGGACCCCAAAGUCUGCGAGUUUGACUCCUUCCUGCUGCUGUUUUUCGGCCUGACCGGACUCAGCAUCAUCGGCGCCAUGGCGGCGGAGCGGUACCUGGCCAUCUGCUGGCCCUACCGGUACCAGCGCUGGGGGGUGAACCGCCGCUCGGCGCAGAAGUUCCUGCUCUUCAUCUACAUCAGCCAUAUUUUGUUCUGCUGCCUCCCCAUGAUGGGGGUGUCCAGGAGCGAGCUGCAGCCGUCCGGAACCUGGUGCUUCAUCGACUGGAAGACCUCGGAGCCCCUGGCCGCCACGUACUCCGUGCUGUACGGGGUCGUGAGCCUGAUGUUGAUCUUCGGAACCAUGGUGCUGAACCUGGCGGUGUGCGGGACGCUGCUGCUGAUGCGCCGCAGAACCGCGCACCGGCCCGCAACCAGAGCCAGCGUCAGGCAGAGGUGGAGAGCGCUGUCCUCGGCCGCGGAGACGCAGAUGAUGACGGUGCUGGUGAUGACCUCCGCGGUGGUUCUGGCCUGUUCGGCCCCGUUAGUGAUCCGUAUUUUCGCCAACCGUUUCCAGAGCGACCAGAAGGCGGACCUGCGGGCGAUCCGGAUCGCCUCCCUGAAUCCCAUCCUGGAUCCCUGGAUCUACAUCCUGCUGCGACGCUCCCUGUUCCGCCGUCUGCUCAGCCGGUCCGGGCGCUGCGACAGCCCCGUCAGCGCCUCCCUGCCGUCGCCUCACAGCGACCCGCCGCUGUGCCCCGAAAUCACCAAGGAGGACCACGUGUUUGCUCAGCUGAUGUGCAACGCCAACAUCAUCACGCAGCUGCCCGCCUCCGUCCGGUUCCCGGCGUUCAGCUCAGACUUCCUGUGCCAGACUUGAAAUUCACCGAUGCCGUUUGCUGCAGGGAAGCAGAGAGAAACUGCACAAAUCCCCAUGGCAACGGGACUAGCAGAUAUUAUUUAUUAGCUGAAACAUGAGCACAAAACUGAGCCUUUACUCUGUACCUGUCUGUGUUUUGUUUGUGUUGCCUGCCUGAAAGCUGUACGGCUAAUUUUAUUGUAAAAUAUCUGGGUCAUUUGUUCCCAUUACACUGCAAAAAUCUUACCAAGUUU
Molecule: messenger RNA, 1875 nt
Organism: Poecilia reticulata (guppy)
Lineage: Eukaryota; Metazoa; Chordata; Actinopteri; Cyprinodontiformes; Poeciliidae
Product: prostaglandin E2 receptor EP4 subtype-like
Biological process (GO): negative regulation of inflammatory response; cellular response to prostaglandin E stimulus; positive regulation of cytosolic calcium ion concentration
Cellular component (GO): plasma membrane
Molecular function (GO): prostaglandin E receptor activity
Source: RefSeq, a predicted model, not a curated record